AUGUUCUUCAACCUGUUUGUGCUAUCUGCCUCCAUCGGCCUCAUCGAAGCCAAUCUCCAGCUGGUUUCUGUGCAAUCCAUCUUUCGACAUGGCGACCGCGCCCCCUCCAAACCCUACCCGAACAAUCCUCAUGGCCCCGAACAUUGGCCGAACGGUUGGUCCCAACUUACAAAAGUUGGAGCGGCACAAACUCAAGAUCUCGGCCGUUACUACCGCCUUCGCUAUGUCGACCAACUCUCUCUGUUGAACUCAACAAAUCUCCUGACCGAAGUUCGAAUGCGCUCGACCAGCAAGAAACGCGCGAUCGAGAGUGCUGACAACGUGAUGCUGGGCUUGAUGGGGACGCAAAUCGAGCAGACCAACAUGGACAUCCAUCAUGACUACAAACAAGACCUACUUUUGAAGCCGAACAGCGUGGAUUGCCCUAGGUACGAUCAAAUUUUGGACGCAGAUAACAACAAACUCUUCGCGCUCUACAAUUCUACCUUCGCAACAACCUUCGAACAGCUCUCCAAGUGGACCGGGAUGCCUGUGGAUAUGAGCAAUAUCGACAAAGUCUUCGAUUCACUUUUCCGCGAAGCUGUACAUGGUCUGGAUCUUCCGGUUUGGGCCAUGGAGACCGUGUAUGACCCAAUAAAUCGACGAUUUAUUACGAUUUACGAGCUUGUUUUGGAGCUGAAGCGAGUUCAACGACUUGGAGAGUUCAAUUCGGCCGAAAAAUCGAAGCUGCGUAGUGGAUUCUUGCUGGGGCAGAUCAUGGAGUUCAUGAAGAACAACACAAACGGAAAAGCGAACCCGAAAUUGAUGUUGUAUUCUUCGGUAAGCAUUUUGAAACUUUUGAGAGGAGUUUUUAGUCAUCAUUCGUUAUUUUUACGAGGAAAAACAUAUUUUACGGCUAUCGCCGACCUAUUUUACGACACAACAGAUAUUUUCCAGCAAUCGCCAAACCUUUUUCUUGUCAAAACCGACAUUUUCCGCCCUUUUUGGACCGUAUUUUAGCCAAAAUUUAAAUUUUUGGCCUUUUCAUAUCAAAUCCGACGCAAAAAAUACUAUGUAUCACCGUAUUUUACUCAACAAAAACCCUUCAAAAUCAAUUCCAACCACAUUUUCACUCUAAAAAAUCUCUUUACAUUCCUCUAUUUACUCGUUUAUAACGAACCAACAUGCAACAAUAAAAAAGGUUGGAAAAUGAAAAAUCUGACAAAACACCCGUUAAAGACCGAGACUGUACAAGUUUAAAUUUCAGCAUGAUGCCACGUUGACUUCGCUUUUGUACAGUAUCAACGCGUCCGAUGAGCAGUUGACACCGUAUGCCGCGGCGAUUACUUUUGAGUUGUGGAAAGACCCGGAAGGCCCGCAUCAACCGACAUACUACGUUAAGGUAGGUAAAUGGGGGGUCUACAAAAUUUCUAUAAAGUUAGGAGGAGGUACAUACGGAAGAGUGGGAUAAGAGGGGACCAGAAAAAAAAUUUUUUGAAAUGCCAUGGAGAAGAGACGAAAUUUUGGCAAGAAAUAGGCAAAAUUCGAAUAUUAGAGACUUAGAGUGGCGGACUGGACCCAGUGGCAAAAAAACGUACCAUUUUGCAUCCGGGAAGUAUCAAAAAAAUAUGGGAAAAUAGCUCCCUCUCCAAGUGAAAAACUCCGAUUUCAAAAGCGAGUUUUUUAGUUGGAGAGGGAGGCAUUUUGCCACAUUUUUGAUACUUCCCGGAUGCAAAAUGGUACGUUUUUCGCCGCUGGAUCAGGUCAGUCACUUUAAAAGGAGGGUAUGGCAAAACGUGGCCAAAAACACAUUGAAAUUAAAAAAAAUUUCGAAAAAAUAGUGAUAUGGCAAAUUUUUUUGACAAAAAGACCGCAAUUUGUAAAAUAGGUCUCAUUUUUUUGAAAACCCCAAUUUUUUAGUUUAAAAACUCAAAAUUUCUAAUUGGUCGCCCCUUACCAUACCCAUCUAAAAAACUUCUCCUAACCUCCUCCCACAAAUUCCACUAACUUUUCUACCUCAAAAAAGACAUUUUUCCCUGUUUAGACCAAAAACAAUGUAAAAUUUUCAAAUUUUCUCAAAAUUCAGACCAAAACACAAUGAUUAAAACUCAAUUUCAUAUGUAAUAUUCUAUUUAUUCCAACUUUCAGGUCCUGUAUCGCAACCAGUCGUACGUGGAGGACGCUGUGGUCUUGGAUAUACCCGGCUGUACGGCGCAGAUUUGCGAAUUCAAUCAAUUUUUCGGAGCGCUGGAAAAGAAUGUGGUCAAUUCGUUCCAGGAGCAUCGGGAGUUGUGUAAAUUGUAA
Bursaphelenchus xylophilus (pine wood nematode) is the source of this 2283-nucleotide messenger RNA. The record is from the annotation of a GenBank genome assembly. NCBI's taxonomy places the organism in Eukaryota, Metazoa, Nematoda, Chromadorea, Rhabditida, Aphelenchoididae.